AUGCAGUUCAUAUAUUCCCUUGCUAUUCUUGCCCUCGCUUCCUCUGUCUGCGCAUCCUCCGUUGUAGAAAGCAAGGAUGUCAAAACCAAUGAGGCACCCUCCAAGCGCCAGAUCGAUGCGCUUCACAAGGCUAAGGAGAAGGCUUCGCUUGGCGGGAAGACGUUUUUAGAGGAGGAGAGAGCGCGGGUGAAGGAAAGUGGGAAUGGAAAGGAGGAGUGGGAGGGCUCGCUUUAUGCGGUAGGGAUGGGGAGCGGGAUGGUCGCGAGGAUGGUGGAGGGGGUGAAGAGGGGGAGGUUUGGACAUUUGAGGGGGGUGGGAGAGAAGGGGUAUGUGAAUGCGGUGGAGGGCGAAAAAAGGGAUGUGUGGGUCGUUGUCCAUCUUUAUGAUCAGACAAUUGAUGGCCAGUAA
Stereum hirsutum FP-91666 SS1 is the source of this 408-nucleotide messenger RNA. RefSeq lists its product as uncharacterized. NCBI's taxonomy places the organism in Eukaryota, Fungi, Basidiomycota, Agaricomycetes, Russulales, Stereaceae. The coding region runs from base 1 to 408 and encodes 135 amino acids. The record is from RefSeq and is a predicted model, not a curated record. The transcript has 4 exons.